AUGUCGAUCAGCAUCAUGACGGACGAAACGUCAAAAGAGGAGCCAAAGCAGGUACAGGAGUACAGUUGUAGCGGGUGCAAGCAGUUGCAGUCGGAUGUGGCUAAUUCAAUGAACCUGAUAAUGCAACGAAUGGACCAACUGCAAUACCGACUCGAUGAGAUUCUGAAAGAGAACGCGAUUCUCAAAGGUGCCGCCGGUGCAGCCACGUCAUCAUCCUCCACCGCCGUCUCAUCUGGAAAAGUGACGCCGACACCUGCAGCAUCAUCGCCAAAACUUGAGAUCAAGGAGCAGAAGCCUGUACUCGUGAAUGGUGCUGGCACACCAUCUGUGUCGGGUGCCCGGAAGCGGAAACCAAAGGAGCGUACCCCGCCGACAGCCGCCUCGCCGCUUCCAGAUUUUUCAAAUUUUGUGAAUGGUUUCAUGUUUGAUCCGAUCACGAUGGCCUCCAACCCGAACGGUAUGAUGCAGUUGUUGUCCCUGGUUCAGCAGCAACAGGACGCCGCGCCGACAGCACCCCAGCCACCUACCGCCAAUACCACUGCUACUGAACAGAGAUCGAUGACACCACCGGAGGCGAAACAGGUGAAAAUGGAGACGUCGUCGUCAGAGGAGACGAUGAGUAGUGUUAAGACGGAGCCAGAAGAGGCGGAUAUGUUGGGCGCCCAGCAGACACAAUCGAUUCUGGAUGCACUUACUGCACAGUUCACGACCGUUGGUGGAAGAGGGAAAUCUGAAUCGCCAUCCAACAACACUACCUCGACCUCCACCCCUACCCAAUCUGGAACCAUCACCGCCACCGCUGCAGCCUCCACUGACUCAGAGAACCGCACGAUAAAACUCGAAGCCAUCGCCACCCCGUCAAGAAGUCAAGACUCGUCGGAUGAGCCGAUGAGCUCCGCUAACGACCCGAACACCGCUCGCUGCUCCAACUGCCAGACUGAUAAGACGACGGCGUGGCGUCGCGACUCGGAAGGACGUCUCGUGUGUAAUCCGUGUGGAUUGUACUAUCGAUUGCAUAAGGUGCGCCGCCCGAUCGAGAUGCGCAAAAACCACAUCCAACAACGAUAUCGUCGCAAGAACAAGGAUAAGGACCUGGCGAACCUGACGGAUCCGAACCUCUUCAACCAACUGCUCACCCAGAUGCCGUCGAUGGCGACGGGCGGCUCACCGACGUCCGCCUCUAACGCCCUGAGCUUCCUGGAACAAAUCACACAAUUUACGCAGGCACACGAGCUGAUGAAUAGCAGUGCGAGCUUCUAA
This is a messenger RNA of Caenorhabditis remanei, 1260 nucleotides long. RefSeq lists its product as uncharacterized. The transcript has 4 exons. NCBI's taxonomy places the organism in Eukaryota, Metazoa, Nematoda, Chromadorea, Rhabditida, Rhabditidae. Bases 1 to 1260 code for a protein of 419 amino acids. Gene Ontology annotation, biological process: cell fate commitment; negative regulation of transcription by RNA polymerase II; positive regulation of transcription by RNA polymerase II. The record is from RefSeq and is a predicted model, not a curated record. Gene Ontology annotation, molecular function: RNA polymerase II cis-regulatory region sequence-specific DNA binding; DNA-binding transcription factor activity, RNA polymerase II-specific; zinc ion binding.